Molecule: messenger RNA, 4117 nt
Organism: Ctenopharyngodon idella (grass carp)
Lineage: Eukaryota; Metazoa; Chordata; Actinopteri; Cypriniformes; Xenocyprididae
Product: natural killer cell receptor 2B4-like
Exons: 4
Coding region: 54-872 (272 amino acids)
Source: RefSeq, a predicted model, not a curated record
UUUGGCAGUUUGAUUCACACUCCGAACCACUGAUUCAAAACAAAACAUUUGUAAUGGCUUAUUUCAUUUAUCAAAAAAAUAUCUUAAUUUGUGUUCAGAAGAUGAACAAAGGUCUUACGGCUGUGGAACAACAUGAGGGUGUGUUUGGUGAAAUGCUAUCAGUGAUGGAGGGAGAUUCUGUGCUUCUACACACCGAUGUUAGUGAAAUACAUGAAGACGAUGAGAUACUGUGGAAGUUUGGAGCUGAUAAGUCACUCAUAGCCGAAAUCAGUAGAGCUGCUGGAAUCUCCUCCACAUAUGAUGUUCCGGAUUGGAGAUUCAGAGACAGACUGAAGCUGGAUGAUCAAACUGGAUCUCUGACCAUCACAAACACCAGAACUGAACAUACUGGAGUUUAUGUGCUAGAGAUAAGUGGAGUGAAACUGACAAAAAAAACAUUCAGUGUUUCUGUCUAUGCUCGUCUGCCUGUUCCUGUCAUCAGCAGUAACUCUUCACAAUGUUCUUCAUCAUCAUCAUCAUGUUCAUUGGUGUGUUCAGCUGUGAAUGUGGGUCAUGUGACUCUCUCCUGGUACAAAGGAAACAGUUUAUUGUCCAGCAUCAGUGUGUCUGAUCUCAGCAUCAGUCUCUCUCUACCUCUGGAGGUGGAAUAUCAGGAUAACAACACCUACAGCUGUGUGCUGAACAAUCCCAUCAGCAACCAGACUCAACAUCUGGACAUCACUCAACUCUGUCACACAUGUGCAGAAGUCCACUUCCACUGUUGUGGUUCAACUGAAGCUGUGAUCCGAUUGGUCGUCUCUGCUCUGGUGGGCGUGGCUACUGUCAUUGUUCUGCUUUAUGACAUCAGAUCCACAAGGAGUCAAGAAGUCUGAGGAGUCAAGAAACUGAUAGCAUAAAUAUUGUGACAUAUCUCUGAGUUUUAAUCUGUAAAGAUGCAAAUGCAAAUUUGUGAUUUUAAAUCACACUUAAAAAUAAAUCACACUUUAAUCACACUAAUUUCCAGUUUGACAGAAAGUCAUGAUUUGUUCUCUCAAAAACAUGGGGAUGGAAACAUUUCCGCUUUCUUUCACUGUAGCAAAAUGAAGCCAAAAUAUCCCAAAAAAUAAGUCGUUGCCGAUUACUGUUACGUGUAGUGUUGUAGUAGAGACGAAGCGUAUACGGAUAUCCACAAUAAAGGGUGUUUAAUAACACCGAAGGAUAAACACACAUUACACACUUAGCUUAACAUUAGUUUAACAUAAGAACAGACAAGGGAGUGCAGGGAGUGAGUCCAUAAUAAAGGAUGUGUAGAUGAUCAAGUCCAGGUGCAGGUGAUGAGUGCUGAUGGGGAGAUGACGAGGAAGUGAGUGCAGGUGUGGAAACAGGAGGAUCAUGGGAAAUGGAGUCCGGGAACGAGGGAACUGUGACAAUUACGUUGUUUGGAGUCUGCACAGUGGUGAUCCUGAGUUGGAGCCACAGCAUCAAGGUCCCGCCCACAGACUUAAUCGCAAACACAGCUGUCAGUCAUGAAAUUACAUGUAAAUUGCAGUAUUUGCAGUUGCGUUUCAAAUGCAAUGAUCAAUAUGCUUGCAUAUAGACUUCAGUGAAAUGUGCGCUAAUUUCUCUCUACGCAUUUAUAUUACAUGUGAUUAAUAGUGGAUAAUUUCAUGCGCUUCUGUGUCAAAGUAUCUGUUAUCAGAUCUGUUCGUGUGUGCCAAGACAUUUUACCCACUAAACAAAGUUAUGCCCAGAAGACGCCUUUUCAACGUCUUUGUCACAAAAGUCGUUUGAUGUCUUCUGAAUGUCUGAUAUAUAUAUAUACACUACGGUGUACAUUUUAGGACUUCCUCACACCUCAGUCAUACAACAAAAAGGCGUCAGUCAUCGGACAAAGUGCAUCGCGCCUCAGACUGAAAGGCUUCAGGUCUCAGGAAAAACGACGUCAGGUGUCAGGUCUUGUACAAUUAGGCAUCAGAUGAAACAGCCUCAGACCAAAAGGCAUCAGACGAAAAGGCAUCGGAUGAAACGGACUCAGACAAAAAGGCAUCAGACUAAAAGGCAUCAGUUUUUUUUUUUUUUUUUUUUGUAUAGUCUAACUUUCUAUUGGCUUUUAUCCCAUCAUAAUGCCGUCCUUCAGUUGUCUUUUUCUUUACUGUUACUAUUCCCAAAUUGAUGUAAGAUGUGUGUGCGUGCAUGUUAAUGUAGAAUCUGUCUGUUGAUGGUAUUCAUGUAGGCUAUUUAAAAGAAAAGAAAAGAACAUGUCGAUUUUCACAUUGGUCUGCAGAAAAACAGCAACGGGCUGAAUGAAAUGUGACUCUUCCAUCCAGAUAGUGGUAUUCUGUUUUCAUUGUUAUUUUUAUUUUUUAUGCAUUCCAUUUUUAUUCUUAUGUAUUUGUUUCCUUUUUAUGUAAAGCACUUUGAAUUACCAUUGUGUAUGAAAUGUGCUAAAUAAAAUUGCCUUGCCUUGCCUAAUCGACUCUCUGACAGUAGGUGGCGCUGGAACAGAAGAAAUAAAGCCGUUUCCUUGGUACACAAAGCAGCUGUGCUUAUAACAACGCAUUCAAAUAGCUCGAAAGAUUUUUUACCUCUCAUAAAAAUGAACCAUAGUUUUACUACAAAUAAAACAAAAUGGUUAUUGUAGUUAACCAUGGUAACCACAAAUUAGGUUUAGCUACACUAUAGUUUUGUAGUAAAAUUAUUGUUAUACAAAUAGUAGCCUAUCAAUCUGACAAUGGUUAAUUUUCGUAUGUGUUCACAAUAGUUGGCAAAACAAGCUAUUUGCAAUAUGUUAUUUUGCUAACUUCUUAUACAUGCAAAUAAAACUAGUGAAUAAUACAAAUUUACAAAAUAAUCUCAGUGGGGAUAUGUUUUAUACAACUUAGUGUAACAUUUAACAGAAAACUGCAUGCACGUGACAUCACAUUGAGGCGGGGCAAUUCGCUUCUUUCUAAGUCCGUUUUGUCUGAUACCUUUUUAUCUGAGUCCGCUUCGUCUGAUGCCUUUUGGUCUGAGGCUGUUUCGUCUGAUGCCUAAUUGUACGAGACCUGACACCUGACGUUGUUUUUCCUGAGACCUGAAGCCUUUCAGUCUGAGGCGCGAUGCCAUUUUGUCCGAUGACUGAAGCCUUCUAGUCUGAGGCAUGAAGCCUUUUCGUUGUAUGAGGUAUGAGGAAGUCCUAAAAUGUACUACACACACACACACACACACACACAACACAUAUAUAUAUAUAUAUAUAUAUAUAUUAGUACAGAAAGCAAAGACAGAUCAGGUGUUAUCAACUUCUUGUUGAUAACAAAAAUAUCACAAAAUGAACAUCUAUUGUUCUGAUUUUAAUUUUGUGUUUAUAUUUGGCAUUUAUAGCCACCGACCUUGUGAAACUGCAGUUUUGGCAGCACAGCGUUAAAAUAAUCACUUAUCCUGAAGGUGGAUAAAAAGCACAAGAUGUUUGAGUAUAUCGUCACACACAGACAUCAAGAUUUUGGAUAUGAUUCACAACAACAGUGACAAACAAAACUAAAAAGCUUGGGAAUCAAGAAUGAGCUGAGCUACCCAUCAUGCAUCGCAGCAUGAAGUUUUUUUAGUUUUGAUUGUGUCACCAUUGUAAAGAUGUUGAAAAAACAUCUUCUGGACAUAACUUUGCUUAGUGGAUUAGAAAUCCUGACCGGACGAUGUUUUAGGAAUAAAGAGAAUGUAUAUGUGGUAACUCUAUAUGUUGUACAUACAGUUACGGUGAUAUUAAAUGACUUCAACUGUGAUAUAAGAUUUUGGAUAUAUUGUCCAUCUCUAAGUCAUUCAUUCCCUGUGUGACUUUUUGGCCUGUUUCACAGACAGGGCUUAGCCUAAGCCAGGAUUAGGCCUUAGUUCAAUUAGUAUAUAGCUUUUAUAAACAUUCACUAGAGAAAAACAUUACUGAUGUGCAUCUUGAGACAAAACAAUAACACUGGCGUAUUUUAAGAUAUGCCAGUACAAGUUGCUUUCAGUUGAAUCAGCUCAAACAUGCAUUUUAGUCUUGCUUAAACCUUGUCUGUGAAACCGGCAUUUGUUCACAAACCUCUUGCAUUUUGUUUAGUCACACCACAAGGUGUCACUGUGGCCUCAAAACUCGAUUGCUGAUAUCUGAGGUAAAACACGCCCUCCU